Molecule: messenger RNA, 837 nt
Organism: Notodromas monacha
Lineage: Eukaryota; Metazoa; Arthropoda; Ostracoda; Podocopida; Cyprididae
Source: the annotation of a GenBank genome assembly
AUGAAGUUCUUUUUGCUGCUCGUCUGCGCAGCCGCAGUUGCUGUCGCAGAAAAGCGUUAUGAUGGGCUCAUGGAUCUGCAGAAGGCUUCCCCAGUUGCUGAAGGUCGUGCCAUGGACUGGACCAGUUACCAUCGUCUUGGAGAUAUCCAUUCCUGGCUCGAUGAUCUGGCUGCAGCAAAUCCCGACACUGUUUCCACCCAAGUCGUCGGCCAAAGUACUCUUGGAAAGGACUUGAAGGUGAUUCGCAUCAACACUGCUGGUUCCCCUCACAAGUUCUGGAUUGAUGGAGGUAUUCAUGCUAGGGAAUGGAUUUCUCCUGCCACCGUGACUUACAUCAUCAAUGAGUUGGUCAACAACUACGAAGCCAACCAGGAACUGGUUGAUGCCUAUGACUGGUACAUUUUGCCGGUGCACAACCCCGACGGUUACGAAUACACAUUCACCGACGAUCGCCUGUGGAGAAAGACUCUGACUGAUCAUGACUCUUUCUGGGGAUGUCUUGGAGCUGAUCCCAACAGGAACUGGGACUUCCACUGGAUGGACAUUGGAGCUAGCCAAGACAAGUGCAGUGAGAUCUUCGCUGGACCCGAACCCUUCAGUGAGCCUUGCUGCUCCGCCAUCCGUGACUUCACCACUGAAUUGAACGCCGAUUCCAGUGUCCUGGGUUACUUCACGUACCACUCCUACUCACAACUCUGGAUGAGCCCUUGGGGAUGGACUGAUGCCCUGCCCCCAACCUACGACGAGCUGACACGCGUUGGAGUCGCCGGCAUGAACGCUUUGACGGCAGUGCACGGAACCGAUUACGAGUUCGGUACCUCCACCAACGUCAUCUGU